UCCCCUCACACGCCCAGCCCCCACCCAUGCCGGCACCUCUGGGCCAAAGAGACUCAACGCCGGUGGUCUCCCCCCUUCCCCCUCCCCCGCAGGAGCAGCCUCCGCCAUGUCUGACGAGGAAGCUGAACAGGUGGAGGAACAGUACGAGGAGGAAGAGGAGGCCCAGGAGGAAGCUGCAGAAGUCCAUGAGGCAGUUCACGAACCAGAGGAGGUCCAGGAAGACACCACGGAGGAGCAGCACGAGGAGGAGGAAGAGGAGAAGCCAAGGCCCAAACUCACUGCUCCCAAGAUCCCGGAAGGCGAGAAGGUGGACUUCGAUGACAUCCAGAAGAAGCGCCAGAACAAAGACCUGAUGGAGCUGCAGGCGCUCAUCGACAGCCACUUCGAGGCGAGGAAGAAGGAGGAGGAGGAGCUGAUCGCGCUCAAGGACAGGAUCGUGCGUGGGGCAGCCCCCUGGGGGGAGGGGCUGCGGGCACCCCCCGGGCAGCCAGGGCUGGCGGAGGAGAAGGCCCGGAGGGAGGAGGAGGAUGCGAGGAGGAGGGCCGAGGACGACCUGAAGAAGAAGAAAGCCCUGUCUUCCAUGGGCGCCAACUACAGCAGCUACCUGGCCAAGGCUGACCAGAAGAGAGGCAAGAAGCAGACAGCCCGGGAGAUGAAGAAGAAGGUUCUGGCGGAGAGACGCAAGCCACUUAACAUCGACCACCUCGGUGACGACAAGCUCAGGGACAAGGCCAAGGAGCUAUGGGACACCCUGUACCAACUGGAGACUGACAAGUUCGAGUUUGCAGAGAAGCUCAAGCGCCAGAAGUACGACAUCACCAAUCUCAGGAGCCGCAUCGACCAGGCCCAGAAGCACAGCAAGAAGGCCGGGGCCACGGCCAAGGGCAAAGUCGGAGGACGCUGGAAGUAAAGCAGCUGCAGGGCCCCGAGGCGGAGACCCCUGGCGUGUGCCCGCACGGCGGCGUCCGGCCCCUCGGCCCGGGGGCAGGGGGCUCACUCCAUGUCUCUGUCCUGGCUGCCCCCACCUUCUGGGGUCUGUGAAUAA
Pteropus alecto (black flying fox) is the source of this 1045-nucleotide messenger RNA. RefSeq names its product troponin T3, fast skeletal type (gene TNNT3). Gene Ontology annotation, biological process: regulation of muscle contraction; sarcomere organization; muscle contraction. The transcript is spliced from 16 exons. The record is from RefSeq and is a predicted model, not a curated record. Lineage: Eukaryota; Metazoa; Chordata; Mammalia; Chiroptera; Pteropodidae. Gene Ontology annotation, molecular function: troponin I binding; troponin C binding; tropomyosin binding. Bases 107 to 910 code for a protein of 267 amino acids. Gene Ontology annotation, cellular component: troponin complex.